Molecule: messenger RNA, 945 nt
Organism: Symbiodinium sp. CCMP2592
Lineage: Eukaryota; Dinophyceae; Suessiales; Symbiodiniaceae
Source: the annotation of a GenBank genome assembly
AUGAGCAGGGUCGACAUUGACCACUGCGCCGCUCAUGCGCUGAGUACAAAAGUUUCUGCCCUGCGGCAGCUCCCCGUUUUUCAGCAAUGCAGAGACUCCAUUGUUCACAAAGUUGCUCAGCAACUACAGACGAGAUUUCUUGAGCCGGGUGAGAUAGUUUGUCGAAGUGGCGAGGAAUUAGACCACGUAUUCCUUCUGGCCUUUGGAUCCGUCCAAGUGUGGUCUGACGGGCAAGAAUCUGCCGAUCUUUGCGACGCAGGAAUCAUUGGCGAUCCUCGGGUUUUGCUUCGGUCAUGUGUGGAGAAUCAGUACAACGUGGUGGCAAAGACCUUCUGCCAGAUGCACAAGCUCACAUCUUCCCAGUUCAGACAAGUUGCUGGCAUCAAGGAUGAUGUCCAAGAUCUCUCCAAAUGUCUGGAACAGUUGAAGAUCCCCUGGCCCACGACGAGGAAACCCUCCUUCCUACGUGCUGCAAAAGCACAGUUACGAGUCGUGCAGUUUGUCAACGCGAUCAGCGCAGGCCGGAAGAAGACUCCAGCUGUUGUUCCUCCACCGCGACCUCCGGAGCCAAAGCCGCAAGAGAAGAAGGACAGCGCCGCGAAGCGAAGGCAAACAGCGAAACUGCAAACGGCGAAGCUGCACGGAAAGCUGAAGGCCAACAAGGACAAGCUUGAUGAGGGGAACGAGGAGAAGGAGACGGGUGGACAGAAGGAUACCCUCACCUUCAACAGCGAGGCACAGAAGAUGGAGAUCUCCAAGUCCCUUCAAACCCUCGACUUCUUCUCCACCCUGGACACCUUCAGCUUCGAGCGCUUGAUUGCGCUGUUUCAAAAGAAGUUCUGGAGGAAAAACGAGCCGCUUCUCACUGAAGGCAAGCCUGCCAAGGCCAUGCACGUCGUGUUGCAAGGUGAUGUGAACAUCAUCAUCGGUGGCAAGGUCCCGUGA